AUGUUCUACCUGCUGGAGACCGGCAAGGAGCCCUUCUUCGACAGGGUCACGGCCGUGCUGAAGGCAGAGGGGUUUGUGAGGACGGAGCCCCCCAGUUUCUGCGGGGCGCAGCGCCGGGGCGGCGCCGGCCGGCGGCUGCUGGUCAUCGUCAGGAACCAGGACAUCUCCUGCCACAUCCACACCGUGCCAUGCCUGCUGCAGCUGAAGCUGUGUCCCAGCGUGGUGUUUGCUGGGGUGGAUGAUCCCCAGGAUGUGACACAGGACACCUUCCAGGAGCUCUUCCAGGCCGGGGGUUUCGUGGUGUCAGACGAGGAGCUGCUGGAAAGGGUCACCCUGGACCAGCUGCAGGAGGUGGUGAAGGUGCUGGAGAAGCUGAACAGGAAUGGGAGGUGGAAGUGGCUCCUGCACCACAGGGAGGGCAAGAAGCUCAGAGGAGACCUCAGGGCUGAUGCCAUUGCCCAGAGGAAGCAGCUGCUGCUCAGGUGGUGCCAGGGCGAGGAGCUGCUGGAGCUGCUGCCGUUCCACGGCUGCGAUUUGGGGGCGGCCGCGGAGCCCCUACGGCUGCAGUGCCUGCAGGAGCUGCAGCUGCAGCACAUCCACAGCAGGUUCCCCGUGUUCCUCACAGAGAAUCCUGGCUGCAGCAGGGAGAUCCUGGAAAGCAAAGGAAUUCUUGUGGCUGACAUCAGCACCUUCCUGGGGACGAUGCAGAAAGUGGCUGCUCCCUUUAGAAGAAACUACUGGUGACAAAGCCAGGACACGGCUCCUCCCCAGGCCCUGUGGGACCAGUUUGGGCAUCCCAGCGCUGUGGGGGACACCCCAGACCCAUCCCAGGGGAUCCCACAUCCAUCCCAGUGGAUCUUGGCUGUGCUGGGGCUGGGGAAGGUCGGUUUUAGCUCUAAGUGAAUUUUAUUUAAAGUAGGAAAUGCAAAUCCUGAGGGGUUCAUUCCCUGCCAUCCUGCCUCACAGGAAAGGUUUUUUUUAAUGGUACAAGUAAAUUAUUGGAGUUUUAGGUUUUAGGAUUUUCGUGGAGCAGAAUAAUUUCUCAAAAUGUACUUGAAGGUCAGGAAUGAGAAUAAAUAAACAAUGUGGUUGUUACUGUCCAGGCCCACACUACAUUUCAGCUCAGCCCUGCUGCCUCCUGGUUCCAGUUCCCUGCUGGGAGGUUCCAGCAGGUGGAAUCCUUGUAGAUAGCAGGAAGCUGGGAGGCAGAACAGAGUAAGCUCUCAUGUAUGGGGGAAAGGCCCCAUUCCCACCCAGCUCCACGGGGCAGGGGUGGCCUUUGAGUUCCUUUCUGAAUCUGAGACUGCCAGCCCCGUGUGUACAAACUUUGUAAAGAGUUUGAUUAAUAAAACCUCCAAAAUGAGAAAGUUUCACACAGCUCU
Molecule: messenger RNA, 1382 nt
Organism: Ficedula albicollis (Collared flycatcher)
Lineage: Eukaryota; Metazoa; Chordata; Aves; Passeriformes; Muscicapidae
Product: protein FAM208B
Exons: 7
Coding region: 1-744 (247 amino acids)
Biological process (GO): negative regulation of gene expression, epigenetic
Cellular component (GO): nucleoplasm
Source: RefSeq, a predicted model, not a curated record